Suillus subalutaceus is the source of this 2082-nucleotide messenger RNA. RefSeq names its product glycosyltransferase family 20 protein. NCBI's taxonomy places the organism in Eukaryota, Fungi, Basidiomycota, Agaricomycetes, Boletales, Suillaceae. The transcript has 7 exons. Gene Ontology annotation, cellular component: alpha,alpha-trehalose-phosphate synthase complex (UDP-forming); cytosol. The record is from RefSeq and is a predicted model, not a curated record. Gene Ontology annotation, biological process: trehalose biosynthetic process; cellular response to heat. The coding region runs from base 1 to 1665 and encodes 554 amino acids. Gene Ontology annotation, molecular function: catalytic activity.
AUGGCACCCUCUAUCUUCCCAACCUCCGCCGAAAACUUUGCAGAUAUGGAGGGCAAACACCUCAUCGUCGUCGCCAACCGUUUACCCAUCACAAUCACGAAAGAUGCUUCAGGUGAAUACCACUUCAAAAUGUCUUCUGGAGGGCUUGUGUCAGCCCUUUCCGGUUUCAAGAAGUCGUUGAGCUUCACCUGGAUCGGUUGGCCGGGUUUCUACAUUCCACCGAAAGACCGAGCUUAUGUCGACAAGCGUCUCAUGGAGGAAUACUCUUGUCAAGCUGUAUAUCUUGAUGAUGACGUCGCUGAAGGGCAUUACAACGGCUUCUCUAAUUCUAUUUUGUGGCCACUAUUCCAUUACCAUCCCGGAGAAAUGAACUUUGAUGAGGAGAAUUGGCUCAUGUACCGUCAGGCCAACUUCCGAUUUGCUGAAACAGUACGCUCGCAAAUCACACCCGGUAGUAUGGUGUGGGUGCAGGACUAUCACCUCAUGCUCCUUCCCAUGAUACUACGCGGCCUCGUUGACGGGUCAUCUGGAGGGGAAUACCAGAAACAAGAGCUGACCAAGAUCGCGGAGGCAGCGAAAUUUACAGGAUCCUCCCCGUUCGUCGGGAAAUUCUCUUGGGUGUCCUCUUCUGCGACCCUCAUUGGCUUCCACACUUACGAUUAUGCUCGUCACUUUUUGUCUUCUUGCACGCGCAUCCUUGGUUUGCCCACAAUGCCCAACGGUGUUGAGUUUGAGGGCCGCUUAGCUCACGUUGGAACAUUCCCUAUUGGCAUUGAACCUGCUUCAUUCAUCAAGAACCUAGAGAAGGAAUCCGUCAAAUCUCGCAUCGCUCAACUAGAACAACGUUUUAAUGGAGUCAAAGUUAUUGUUGGGGUUGAUCGUCUAGAUUACAUCAAAGGUGUUCCCCAGAAACUCCACGCUCUUGAGCUCUUCUUAACGCAGCACCCUGAGUGGAUCGGAAAAGUCGUGUUAGUCCAGCUCGCUGUGCCGUCUAGACAAGACGUCGAAGACUAUCAAAACCUACGGUCGACGGUAAACGAGCUUGUUGGUCGCAUUAACGGUCGUUUUGGUACAGUCGAAUUUAUGCCGAUACACUUCAUGCACAAGAGUCUAGGCUUCGAUGAGCUGUGCGCCCUUUACGCGAUUAGUGAUGUUUGUUUGGUGACCAGCACGAGAGAUGGGAUGAAUCUGGUCUCGUACGAGUAUAUUGCUUGCCAGCAGGCUCGUCAGGGUGCAAUGAUCCUCUCAGAAUUCGCCGGAGCCGCACAGAGUCUCAACGGAUCAAUCGUCGUGAACCCGUGGGAUCCUCAACAAGUCGCAGACGCGAUUCACGAAGCUGUCACGAUGGAUACGGAGACGCGCGCUGAGAACCACCGCAAGCUUUUCAAAUACGUCAACAAAUACUCCGCGGCUUUUUGGGGCACGAGCUUCAUCAAGGAAAUGAGCAAGCUCAAACAAGACGAUGUGGACAAGGAGGGUCAGGCCGAGUUAAAGCCGAAGAACGACGAAGGCGCAGGUAGCGAGCUCGUUGGCGGCCAAGUGCCUACGCCGCAGGUGGCACUGGGUCGGAUAAUCGUGUCGCAUACUUUGCGCCUGACUUUGGGUGCCAUGCGUUGGCUGUUCCAUAUGAUUAUUCCAUAUCUUCGAUGGUUUUCUAGAACAUAGAUGGGGUCUCACAUUACUUGACGCUGGAGAGUAAAGUAGUACAUAGUAGCAUGAGGUGAACACGUUUUCUGGCAUGCAUACCCGUGACCACUCGUUUGUUUCAUGAACUCCUUCGAGAAUUUCUUUCGCAAGUGCGAAACACCUGAGCUGGUGACGGAAUAUCAGGGGUUGUGGAUGGGCGCUCCGGUAGCCCCUACGUCAAGUUUCUCUGUAGACCUUCGAGAAAAGCAUAAAGUUGCUCGCCGUUCCUUUGAGAAAUGAAUUAGAACCAUCACGUCAUGGGCCCUCAGGCCUCAACCGGUUACUUGUUUUAGCACGAGCGGCUUAGGGUUUCACUUUUGUUCGAAGUUAACUUCUACUUGAGCACCUUUUAAGAGCUUCGACCAAAGCCCUUUGACACGAAACGGGGCGCAGGAC